AUGAAAGGAUUCGUUACGGGAUCUAAGUCGACGGCUAGGGUUUUGACAACUUUGUUAAGUGUCUCGUUGUUGGGGGUAAUGGAAGGUAUGCCACUUGUCAUCUCAAUUGCAACAAUUAUAUGGAGCCGCAAAACACUAGCGCGCAAGGCCACUGAGAGAGAUUACCUUGCUUGCAUUAAGAUGGCCAGUGUCACUACCGUAAUUUGCGCCGACAAAUUCGGAGGGCUGACGGAGCACGAUUAUAAAGAGGUCGAAAUCGACAAGUUUUAUGUUGGUGAAGGAUUUGUGUGUGAAAGCUCGGUUGUAGCAUCCAAUGUUCUCGAUGGUUUAUGUGAUGGAAUCGGUACGGUUUUUCUGACGCACGAAGACGAUUAUUGCGGGUCGGAAUUAGGGCAGAUGGUCUCGUGGGCCGAGGCGAAAUUGGGCAUGAAGAGAGAAUCUGUGAUUGAACAAUGCACACUGAUAAGCUAUUGCAGUGUGAACAUUGAUCCCUUGCAACAACUUUGCCAAGUAGUAAUAAUGGAGAAAAGUAGUAAAGGGAGAACCCUGCAUUGUAAAGGACCACCGGGAUAUAUACUGUCGUUGUGUUCACACCAGUACGAUGCUGACGGGAGAAUACAGGAAAUAGACGAACCGAGACGGAGAACCCUCGAACAAGCCAUUCAACAAAUGCAAUCUGAUCAAGAAGCGGAUCAAGCGAUUGCAUUUGCUUAUAAAUAUGUGACGAUGGAUUUCGAUCAUGAGUGCUCAGCACCAGUUGAAUCGAAAGACUUGAUCUUCUUAGGAAUGAUUAGACAGAGAGAAACGAGAACCGACGAUACGAAACGAGCUAUCACACGCUUGAAGGCCGAACGUGGAAUUAGGACAGUUCUUGCCACGAGAGAUGAUGUUGCCGUACUCGAAACCAUUGCCCGAAACUGCGGGCUGCUGUUAACUACUCCCGAAUCGGCCGGCGAAGAUUUAUCGGUUAGUAUUACAGCCGAAGAAUUCCGGAAAUGGAGCGAUGAACAGAAAAUGGAGAAGGUAGACAAGAUUUGUGUUAUGGGAAACUGUCUCCCAUCCGACAAGAUCCUUCUCAUCGAGUUGUUGCAAAAGAAAGGGCAUGCGGUGGCGCUUCUAGCACAGCGAACGACCGACGCGCCUGCACUGAGAAAAGCUGACGUGGGCAUCGCUUUCGGAUCUUGGAGCUCCGAAUUGGCAAGAGAGUGCUCCGACAUCACCAUCUGGGAUAUUGGUAGUAACCCCUUCACCUUUCUGCUAAACGUCGUCGUAGGCGGGAUCCAUUUUCAAGAAAACAUCAGAAAAUCCAUCCAGCUCCAGCUUAUCGUCACAAUCUCAAGCACGCUGAUCAACUUCACUGCAAUCGUGUUCCUCGGAGAUUCCUCCAUAACAGCCGCCCAGCUUCUCUGGCUGAAUCUGGUCGUCGCACUCGCGGGACUGGUGCUAAUGCUGACUGGGCCGUCGCCGGCGGCGGUGACGUCAUCGUCGGGAAAGCUGAUGACGAAGGCAAUGUGGCGGAACAUAGCCAUUCAAGCUUCGUACCAGACGGCCGUGUUCGUGGGGCUUCAGCACAGAGGGAAGGAUAUGCUGGGAACGAGUGGGGGGCGAGUCAAAUCGGUGAUAUACAACGGGUUGUUCCUGUGCCAGAUGUUCAACAAAUUCGUAGCUAGAGAGAUCGAAAGGAAGAAUUUCAUGAGUGGUUUAUUUGAGAAGAAGAAUGUUUGGUUUUGGGUGGGUUUGGUUGGGUUCUUGAUGAGUCAGAUAGUGUUUGCGGCGGCGGAGCAUGUUAUCGGGGGCACUCCGGGGUUGACUUUUCAGCUUUGGGGUUUCUGCUUCCUAAUCGGCGUCGUUUCGUGGGUGCUGGAUUGGAUUGGGAAAACUGUCUCUGAUUUAAUUGGAUUGGUUGGUUUCUGGAAAUAUAAUUUAUAA
Messenger RNA from Erythranthe guttata (spotted monkey flower), 1929 nucleotides. The record is from RefSeq and is a predicted model, not a curated record. NCBI's taxonomy places the organism in Eukaryota, Viridiplantae, Streptophyta, Magnoliopsida, Lamiales, Phrymaceae.